AUGGAUCAGGAGGAGAAGAAGGCGGCGGUGGCGAAUGAAGGAGAGGAGACCAAGAAAACAGAAGAAGAAGAAGUGGUAGUGGCUGCUGUCAGCAAGCUGUCAGAGGACGCCCCACAAACAGCAACAACAACCACUGCCCCCUUGGACCAGGCCUGCAGCACUUCUCAGGACGAUGAUCAGACAGUGGGCGACGACAGUGAAGACCGACUGGUAAUGCUCGGUGACGUGCUCAAGGAGGUGGACGAGCUCGAGGAGAAUGAGCUGAACGCCAAGGCAGUGCUCGGCGGCUCCGAUGAGAUCAACUGCUCCUACGCUGCGGACCCCCCUCGGCAGGCGCUGUACGCCUGCAAGACCUGCGAGAUGGCAGUGGCCGACCCGGCUACGGGGGCGAAGCACCAGGCGGGCGUCUGCCUCGCCUGCAGCAUCCACUGCCACGAGGGCCACGACCUGGUGGAGCUGUACACGAAGCGGAACUUCGUCUGCGACUGCGGCACCGACAAGUUCGCCGCGGAAAAGGCCAACUUUGUCUGCAAGCUCUUCGACAAGCGCGGCCUGCUGAAUGAGUCCAACAAGUACAACCACAACUUUGACGGCCUCUACUGCACCUGCAAUCGGCCGUACCCGGACGAGGAGGACGACGUGGAGGACUGCAUGCUGCAGUGCGGCAUCUGCGAGGACUGGUUCCACGGCCGGCACCUUCAAAAGAGCGGCCGUCCGCUGACGAAGCCGCGCUUCCUCGAGGUCCUCUGCCAGGCGUGCGUCAGCCGGAACGACUUCCUCAGGCUCUACAUGGACGGGGGCGCCUUUGAGGGCGUCGGCUCGACGGAUGGAGAAACCGCUGCUGCUACCACAGCUUCCACUGAAACCACUGAAGCCACUGAUAAGAAGGAG
Rhagoletis zephyria (snowberry fruit fly) is the source of this 891-nucleotide messenger RNA. NCBI's taxonomy places the organism in Eukaryota, Metazoa, Arthropoda, Insecta, Diptera, Tephritidae. The record is from RefSeq and is a predicted model, not a curated record.